UCUUCAAUGCAACUAAAAAGGAGAAUUUCUUUAAUUAAUGGUAUCACUCUAUUAGUUGGAAACAUUAUUGGUUCAGGGAUAUUUGUGUCUCCAAGUGGUGUCCUAAACCACUGUGGCUCCUAUGGUCUUUCCCUGAUUAUAUGGACUGUUGGAGGCAUUUUCUCAUUCAUUGGAGCCCUCUGUUUUGCUGAACUGGGUACAACUAUCACAAAAUCUGGUGCAGGCUAUGCAUACCUUUUGGAAUCAUUUGGUAGUUUAGUUGCUUUCCUUAAACUUUGGACAUCCAUACUUAUUUUUGAGCCUGUUACACAGGCCAUUAUUGCCAUCACCUUUGGCAACUACCUGGUGCAACCUAUCUUCUUAAACUGUAUGACGCCAUAUUUGGCAGAACGCCUAAUUGCAGCUGCUUGCAUCAGUCUGCUUACUUUUAUAAACUGUGCCAAUGUGAAAUGGGCAACCAAAGUACAGGAUGUACUUGUAUUUACCAAAUUGCUUGGCAUUUGCAUCAUUAUUAUUACGGGAUUGGUUAAACUCAGUCAAGAAGAAUAUUCUAACCUUGAUUCUGCAUUUCAAGGCUCUACAUAUGAUGCUGAUAAGAUAUCCCUUGCAAUAUAUUUUGUGCUGUUCGCCUACUCUGGUUGGGACUCACUUAACCACAUAACAGAAGAGGUUCUUGAUUGUGAGAGGAAUCUCCCCCUUGCCAUUAUGAUUUCAAUGCCUUUGGUAAUUGUUUUGUACAUUCUGACAAUUCUGGCUUACUACAUUGUGUUAGAACCAAAUAUCAUUCUCAAAAGUGAUGCUUUAGCAGUGACAUUUGCAGACGAGACCCUUGGAGUAAUGAAAUGGAUCAUCCCAAUAGCAGUCUCUGUGUCAUGUUAUGGUGCUCUUAAUGCAUCAAUUAUGAUAACUUCAAGGUUGUACUUUGUUGCAGCUCGUGAGGGUCACCUCCCUCAAAUACUGUCCAUGAUCCAUGUGACUCGAUUCACACCAGUCUCAGCACUACUCAUAAAUGGUAUACUAACAAUGAUCUUCUUGAUUGUGGAGGACAUAUUUGAACUUAUUUACUACUAUAGCUUCAUUUAUUGGCUCUUUAUGGGAUUGACUAUCAUCGGGCAAAUCUAUCUACGCUAUAAGCAGCCAAACAGACGCAGGCCUCUCAAGCUCAACCUGUUUUGCCCAAUUUUAUUCUGUCUAUGUACCGCCUGUUUGACAGCAAUACCUGCAUACACCGAUGGUAUGAAUUCCCUGAUUGGGAUUGCAAUUGUGUUGUCUGGACUACCAGUCUUCAUCAUUGGUCACUGUGUAGCAAAAAUAAAAUGGCCAAUUUGUAUCCAAAGAAUUACAAGUAGGUAA
Molecule: messenger RNA, 1353 nt
Organism: Chiloscyllium plagiosum (whitespotted bambooshark)
Lineage: Eukaryota; Metazoa; Chordata; Chondrichthyes; Orectolobiformes; Hemiscylliidae
Product: Y+L amino acid transporter 2-like
Biological process (GO): amino acid transmembrane transport
Cellular component (GO): membrane
Molecular function (GO): L-amino acid transmembrane transporter activity
Source: RefSeq, a predicted model, not a curated record